This is a messenger RNA of Marchantia polymorpha subsp. ruderalis, 772 nucleotides long. The record is from the annotation of a GenBank genome assembly. NCBI's taxonomy places the organism in Eukaryota, Viridiplantae, Streptophyta, Marchantiopsida, Marchantiales, Marchantiaceae.
GAUUCUCUCGUAGCCCUUAUAGAGCAGAGAGGAGUAUCUGAGCGAUGAGGGUCGGUCACACGAUGUCGUCGUCGUGAUGGUCGAUCGACAUCGAGGUCGUAACGAGGUGGACGAUCAACGAGGACUGGAAGAUUCGUGUUGUGAGCCUAGCACUCUCCGGACCGUGUUAUUCUCUUCCGUCUUCGAGACGAAAAUCAUCGCCGAUUUCACUCACUUUUUUUUUCAAAGGGGAGAGGUCCGCUCUGCAGAGAGAGGUCGCACGAACAGCGUCUUUUCACAUCAGCAAUACCCAUUUCAUAUGAAUGGAAUCAGAUCAUCACCCUGUUUUACAAAAAUUUGGACUGACGACACUCUCGCGGAAACAUCGAUCACGUCUGUGUACCCACCACAUCACGAACUUCAAGUUUAUAUUUUGCCAGGCGAUACGGCAAAUUAGUCAGUCCCUUGUGGGACCAGCAGCUAUGGCAUUGCCUUAAUUAGAAUAUGCGUGACCUCAACAGACUAUCAGCAAAGAUUUGAUCGGUUUCCAUUGGAAAGGGAGGUCCCUGCACAUGACUUUGUAAAGCGGAUGAUGUCCCGUGGAUCCACGGUCAUUAUUGCAGUCUUUAUUGUCUGCUGAUGUACCAAUAUUGGGGGCCGGUCUCAUCUAACACCUAUCGGGAGGAACAACAAACGAUCCCACGUUUUCUAGGGAUGCGGAUUAUAAAUAAUGAUGUGUUUCCAGGUUCGAUAUGAAUUGUAGUAUGAUUGCCAUUGAUUAGUUAAAGAUUUA